AUGCAGCCCGCGUUGCACGUACGUCGCAGCUGGGACGACGUGUCUGGAUUUGCGUGCGAUGAUUCGUCACCGACAUCUGACCAGCGUGAUGAAGCUGCAGCAGAGGGGGCGACUGGCGACUCGUUCGCCUGCGGCACCAGGCUUCCUCAUCACAGCGGCUACCGCACCUUCUCAGAGGUGUUUUCGCAGGCUCCGUGGCUCCAGGAUCCCCACUACACAGACCACGUGGAGGCGCUCGGCUCCGUCCAGCAGCGGGCGCGUUCGUACCCGCUUUUAGACGAGUCUGUGCGGCCGACAGACGCCCUGCCUGCCUUCGUCCUCGGCUCAACUCCGCGUGCGCUGUACCACGGCGCGAGUGGGAAGCAACUCGAAACAGUGGGAACGGCGACUUCCUUCUCCGCCGCUGAGUAUUCCGGUCGGUUUCGUGCAGGGCGGGGGGGGAGUGAAGACCUCGAAGCUGUCGUCGCCCCUGACGCGGCUGGCGGAUGUGGCGGAGAUCCUCUCCUGCGUGCGGAGAGUGGGCGCUGCCGCGCGGAGAAGAAGCAGGGAGCUUCGGGCUUCGCCUUCUUGCCUUCUUCGUUGCCCAGCAGACAGUUGGUUCGUCUUGGGACGAACGCUUCCGUCACCCCGGCUGUGGAGUUUCGUUCCGCAGGGGCACGGCCGGAUGCGCCUUUCGGCUCGUGCGUGUUCACAGAGAAGAACGAUCUCCUCAGCAUGUUUGAACUUGGUCAAGGCGUUUGCCAUAUUUCGUCUUGCUCUCGCGAACACUCCCAGUCCCCGUCGUUUGUCUACGAUUUCGAAAACGCGUCGACUCCCUUCCUCACGGUGCCGGGCAAAUCCGGGCUCGAAUGGAGCGAGAAGGUGGAAGGACACCAAGCACCACGCGAGGGAAAAGCUGUCGACUUCUCUGAUGGCGACUUGCACGAAGAGCCGGCAGCUGGGCAGCGGGGAGGUCAGGAGCCCGCGCGCGAGUUUCCCGAGCUCUGUCUGUGUGCCAAAGCUGCACUGCCUCCCACGUGUCCCCGGCCUUCGCCGUGCGACGCCAUUGCUGCCGCGAGUCAUUCAGCACUCGACAAGAAUCCGCCUUUCCAUCCACCAAACGCUGUGUCUAGGCAGGCGCUCGGGCACACAGGUUUCGAUUUGACGGCAGGCAACACGCUUGUCUCUUUGCCCCGCGCUUCCGCGUCCAUUCCGUCCAUCGACAACACAACAUGUUGUACAGAGUUAUAUGCGUCUUCGCGAAGCAGCCCUGCAUCAAGCAAGCGAACUGUGAAGCCGCUGGGGCUGCCGGGGGAGCCCGUGGUGCUAGAGAUCCGCGCGAAAACGUACAAUGACGUGCCCGGUAUUUCGGCGUCAGCAGCCCUUCAACACGACCAAAGUCCCUACAGUGCCCCGUCGGGUGUUCACGACACUGCGAGCGAGGCAAUUGAGGAGGGGGCGCCUGGGACGCCAUCAGGACUAUCCUGCGGUGCCAGCUAUCGACGUGCAGGGUCGGAAGGCUGUUGUCGCCCUUGGCUCUCGUCUGCGAAGUGGUUACGCGGACGCUUCCCCCGCGACUGCCACUGGGCACGCUGCUCCCUACCCUUUUUGAUUCAUCCCUGGCGCCAGGUCUCAAGAGAAGGGAGACUGGGUGUGUGUGGAAAGCUCGAGAGUCUUCCGCCGCUUUCCGCUGUUGAUACGCAAGAGCUCGAUGACGGCGUGACGCUUUUCCCCUCAGUUCCAACUAUUGCGUCAUGCUCCACCCGCACGCUUGGCUCCGGCGAAGCCGAUGGAGCCUCAGCAGAUUACGACUCGAUCGAGGCAGAGUUAGGGCGCGACGUGCCGAACAGAUCGGCUUCCGGCUCCUUCGUAUUCCCCGCAGCUGCCGCGGCAGAGGAUUGCUGUCAGCCGUGCGCUGACUCGGCCGGGAGACUGGGCACUUUCAGCACUCCCACAUUUCUCCCACUUGCCGCUGUACACGGGAACGCGGAGCCCGGGGUUUCUUUCUCUGAGGGGCGCUCCGCUCUCGCGGUACGCAUCGGGGGGGCAGGCCCAGACAGCGGUGGGCCUGUCGCCUCCAACACUGGCGGCGCGUUUGCACCUGCGAGGGGGAAGGGCAGCAGAUCUCCGCUGACGGCGGCUGCAUCGCCUGGACUGCAAACUCAUGAGUCAACGAGCCGGCUGCCCCGUUUCGCGGAAGCCGCAGAGGAGCAUUCCUUCCCAUACAGAGCACCAGACAGCCCUGAGCAUCGCAUCGCAGGUCCGCGGGCCUUGCCCGCAUCCAGCGCUGGCGAGGAGGCGGCGAGCGCUAGGCGGGACAGCGCAGAUGUGGUGACGGGACGCGUUGUCAAGAGGGACGUUGGCAGAGAGGAAAGAAGGUCGAAUUUUCUUGUGAAGAGGAAUGCCGGCAGCCCACACCGACUGGCCAGGGACGUGAAGGUCAAUCGGCUGCCGCUUUCGGACCACACUGAAUCCGUCCCGGAACGAACGUCAUCCACGUGCCUCUUCACCUGUCCGGCAACCUCGGCUGCAAGCACCCCCCGUUCGCUGUCACGCAUGCCGGGGAAGGAGGGUCAGAGAGCUGUGCCAAAGCUUGCACUUCCCACUGCUCGCCCGGCGACCCGCAGAGAGCGUGAGGCCAGGAAGCUGCCACCCUCGCAACCAGAAAGGGACGCGUCUGCGAAGCGAUUCCCAGGCGGCCCGAUUCGUCGUUACAUCUCUCAUUUUUUGGAAAUGUGGGGCGGAGACGACUGGGGGUCUUCGUAUUCGGACACCCAGCUCGAAGAGCUGGGGCAUCAAAGAGACGCGGCUCGCAGCAACUUUGACGCCGUUUCCCAGGCGCACUCCAGGGGCCAGUGGGAGGACACAGGGAGCGGCAAGACGGACUCUGCGCAGGGCGGAGACAGCGGCUUCCCCGGCCGGAGGGUCCGGGCGUCGUCUGUCGACGACUAUUUCCUGCAGAGGAAACUGGCUUCGCGGGAAGCGAAGAUAGGGGAGAUCGAACUUGAAGCGCCACACCCCAGCCUCGAACACAGCAGAGGCAGCGUCGCGGCUCUGCACCAUCUUGGCCAGGAGGGCGAGGUGGACGAGUUGGACGAGGAAGGCGAACUGGAGGAAGCGAAGCGCGACCGCGAAGACCAGCACAGGACCGCCCUUCUCAGGGAGCAAGGCGGAGCUCGAAGAAGGAUCACGCUGGUGACGGAGCGACAUCGCCUAGCGUCUGGCAGCGAGAUGCUCGGCGGAGAUAACGCGAGCGGCGGAGGCGAUGCUCUCCCGGCGGCCGGUCACGCUCACUCCCGGACCAGGAAGGGCAUAUCGAGGAGAGAACGGGCGCAUGGGAGAGACAUCAAAACAAAAGCCCCCCCGCCUCGAUCCCAAAAAUGGAGAGUCUACGACGAAGACAGCAGAGCCGCGUGGCGAAAAGGCGUGACUUCGCCUCUCCUUUUUGAAGACAAGGCCGAAGAGGAGGCGUAUCGCCUGUACCUCAACCGCCUCUUUCCGUUCCGCCUGAUUGUUGUCGGACUCGUCCUCAUUCUUGUCGAGAUCUUGCAAGUUUCCUGGAGAGUCGUCGAACGAAGCUUUGUCGUAGAUCAUCAUGGCCAGUACGACUUCUACGGGCUUGUCAAAUUCGACAGCCUCUUUACGAUUACCUCCAUCUCCCUCGGUGUCCACGUCGUCGUCUACGGCCUGCUCGCUGCGGGGGGCCGCAUCCCGGGUGUAAAAAAUCGUCUCGAAAGCUGGUCUUUCGCGAUGAUUGUCCUGGCGCUAUCGGUCCGCGUUUGCGGGAUGAUCUGUGUCGCGUUCAUCGGCUUGGGGCCUGUAUACGCCAUUGGCUACUCCUCCCCAGAUUCGUCGAACCGAGGGGUUCCCCUUGUGUCCGAGGCGCAAGCACUCUCGGCUGAGCUCGUGCUUGUAUCGCUGUGCUGCCUCUUUCACAUCAUUGUGGUUGACAUGAUGCUUCCCGUCAGAACGCUGCUGGCUUUGCCCAUGCAUACGAUUCACAUCAUCGGCAGCAUCGGCUGCUGCAUUCUCGCCAUCUGCCUCCACCCCCGAGUGAUCACCUACAACGGGCCGAUCUGCGCGGUGAGCACCUGCGUGUUUAUCGUAUGCGGCUACCUCGGACGCGCUCAGAUGGAAGUCGCCCACCGUCAGCUCUACGCGAGAUGGAAGCGGAGCGUCGAACGCCUGCGGGCUGCCGAAGAAAAGCUGUACUCCCACGACACGUCAAAGACUGGCAUUGAGCAGCUGGCGAUGCUCGUCCGCCACUCGCAGGUCCUCUUGCGCCAUGCCUGCUUCAGCGGCACCAGCCGGCUGCAGAAACAGGUCGCGCUGGAGCAAGUGGCAGACAUCCAGGCACAAGUUCUGGACAUUGUGACGAACGUGAACAACGUGUAUCACGCGCAAAUGAAUAACGAGGAGAUGUCGGAACUUCUUCGAUUCGUGCCUGAGGGCCAAGAGGAGACGCAGAGACCCGUGCUGGGCGACUGGCAAGGACGCAGCGCUUCUUUCGGGGGCUGCGGCCGGCUCGCGCCAGACCCAGGGGCACCCGCUGCGGGCGCGGGGCCUCUGACUGCGCCGCCUCCCAAGCAGAAAGCGACCGCGUUUGCAGAGCGCCAGUGCCCUGGAGCCGGCGGGUGUGCGCCCUGGGCGGCGCUGCCGGAAGCGUUGUCGGCGUUCGCGGCCGCCGCGGGGAACGCCCGCCUCCCGCCCAGGUUGCUGGAUUCUUCGUGCGGCGUGAAGGCGGAGGGAGGCGCGCGGAUGGGAAAGGCGUUCGACAGGAUCACGAGAAGACCGCCAGAGCUUCAAGCGGCACAUGACGGAGAGGUGACAAGCAGCACCGAAUCCGCACAAGAGAAACUGAGGCAUUCGCGCUCGGAAGAAGACUGCACCACCGAGUCUGAUGCCUCUGUGGCGCCGCUGCAAGAGUUCGUCCCCGACCUACCUGCACACAUGCGCGCAGCCGUAGGAACCGACUGGCAACUUGACUUCUUCGAGCUGAACGAGUUGGUGAACAACAACGCCCUGGUGGUGACCGGCCAGGUGCAGCUUCUCCCUCUCCUCCGGUCAGAGGGACUUCGCUGCAGUCCGCACGUCCUCCGGUGUUACCUCCGGUGUCUGCAGCAGCAGUAUCACCCGAACAAUCCGUACCACAACCAGCUGCACGCCGCGAUGGUGUCGCACUUCUGUCUGCUCAUUGUCAACGAAGUCUUGCCGUCCAAGCAAGCACUCAACUACGCCGAUGAGGUCUGUCUGGUGCUCGCGGCUGUGGCGCACGACGUCGGCCAUCCAGGGUUGAACAACCAGUAUCUGAUAAGCUCGCAGUCGCUGCUGGCGACGACGUACAACGACAUCGCAGUGCUCGAGAAUUACCACGCUGCGUGCUGCUUCCGGACGGCGGGCAUCGACGAACAGCACAACAUCUUUAGAGGCCUCGCCAAGGACGUCUACCGCUACAUGCGGCAAAACAUCAUCGCCCUUAUCCUCUCUACCGACAUGAGCAAACACAUUUCCUACGUCAGCAGACUGAAGGUCCGUUCGGAAUCUGGUAACUUUGAUUUGAACACCGGUGGCGACCGAUGGCUGUUGUUCCAGACAUGCCUGAAGGCCGCAGACCUGUCACACAGCGCAACAGGAUGGAAACAGCACAAGCAGUGGUCGGAAGGCCUGCGCGAGGAGUUCUUCAUGCAGGGUGACGAGGAGCGCCGACAGGGGAUGAGUGUGAUGGAAAUUUUUGACCGACGCCAGCAAGGCAGAUUCCCGCAGUCGCAGUACCGCUUCAUCGAGUUGGUAGUGGAGCCCCUGUUCCAUGGCAUACGCAGCGUCGAGGAUCUGCUGAAGGGCCGCGGAGGCAUGCGCAACACGAUUUGCAAAGCUCUGGAAGACAACAAGCGGCGCUGGAAGGAGGCGAGUGAGGCGGCGGAAAGGGCCGCCGGCGCCGGUGCAAGCAAAUGCCACACCCCGCGGAAGGAAGACGCCGUGGCGGAGUUGGGGAGGUGUGCGGAGGCACGAAACGCGGUAGGAUGGGGGGUGGGAGCCGUUGGUGUCGCCAUUCGGGCGAUCGCUGACCGUGGACGCGAUAGCGUCCCAUGCAAGCAUGACAAUGACCAAGACAGAAGGGCGGGCGCCGACGCGGCUGCAGGCGAAGAACCUGAGCCACGCGGGAGCCGAAGGGAAGUGUGA
Molecule: messenger RNA, 6159 nt
Organism: Besnoitia besnoiti
Lineage: Eukaryota; Apicomplexa; Conoidasida; Eucoccidiorida; Sarcocystidae
Exons: 12
Coding region: 1-6159 (2052 amino acids)
Biological process (GO): signal transduction
Molecular function (GO): 3',5'-cyclic-nucleotide phosphodiesterase activity
Source: RefSeq, a predicted model, not a curated record